CCACCACACACUGACGCCAGCUCUCUCUGGCUGCUGCCUCUCCCUCAGGCGGCCUCCCGCGGUCUCCUUCCCGCCCGGGUCUGUCUUUCCCUUCGAUGUCGUCCCAUUUCGCCCGCUACGAGUCCUUCCUCGUCAAGAAUGUGUCCACCAUAUCUUCCCUCGAGUCUACCCUGAGGUCUAUUACGUGGAUCCUGCCGGGCAGGUUCAGAGAUGCAGAGUUGGCGUCAGAGGCUUUGUCCGCCUCCCUCAAUGUUAUGAGCAUGUAUCAUGACACGCUCCUGGAGAGGGUUGUCCAAGCGGAUCCCAAAUACAAAGCCUUGAUACCCCACUCGCUAUACAAGUGGGCUGCUCGCGUGCUGCAAUUGGUCCGCUUCACGGAACUGUUGAUCGAGAUGGGUUUGCGGAGGAAGGUCUCGCAACGUAACAGGUGGAGGGGAAUCGUGCUUCUGGAGGUCAUCAAAGCGGUCCUUCGCCUAGUCUUGCUACGGAUCACCAGGAGGCCCGUACUUUCGCCGCCUAUCCCUGAGCGCGAGUUUGAUCCUUCCGCCAUCCCUCUGGAUUUCGACGCAGCAUCCCCGACUCUAGCGCCAUCUUCACCGCCGUCAUCGCUUCCUGCGACUCCUGAGCAUCUCAGAAACAACCACGAGCCGUUGCCUCUGCAUCCUCUCUUGACGCCAUCUCCACCUACGCAAUCUCCGCAACCGGUGGAAGACUUCCUUCUGCCUAAGGCUCUGACUACAUCGUCUGUCAAGGCACCAACAGCACUCGUCGCUCCUCUUGUCUCGCCCAAGGCCUGGCUUUCGGAGAUCAUCUACAUUCUCCGCCCUCUUGUCUAUGCGACGAUGCUGUCGCGCAAGAGGAGAAACACAAACCCACUCAUGGUCGUACUCAUGAUGGAGCUCCUAGCUCGCAACCUGAGACGCGUGCCGUCGCGAUCGGCCCAGUUGGAACGGGCGGAGUAUGCGCUUCGCGACAGGGACAUGCUCUGGUACCUUCUCCGGGGCUCGAUCUGGGAUUCAUGGACGAAGCCCAAGCUGGAGGCGUUCGCGAGCAAGACAGCGAAUGUGCCGCUGCUCGGUCUCUUCAGCGCGCUGACGAGAGACUGGACUCGUCCCAGGGUAUUAUCGCAAGUGAUCUACGUGUGAUUGUUCUGCAAGCUGAUCACGGAAGCGUGCGCGAGUGUGGCGAGGGGCAGUUUGAUAUUGACGGUGAUAGCGAGCGUUUGUGAUCGGAUCGUCAACGGACAGGGUUGAGACGC
This is a messenger RNA of Fomitopsis serialis, 1258 nucleotides long. Its product is annotated as peroxisome membrane protein. Gene Ontology annotation, biological process: peroxisome organization. NCBI's taxonomy places the organism in Eukaryota, Fungi, Basidiomycota, Agaricomycetes, Polyporales, Fomitopsidaceae. Gene Ontology annotation, cellular component: peroxisomal membrane. The record is from RefSeq and is a predicted model, not a curated record. The coding region runs from base 96 to 1145 and encodes 349 amino acids. The transcript has 7 exons.